GUGGUGAUGGUAGCUCACGCCAUCAUGUCACGCAGGUAGAAAUGGUACGCAAUUGAAUUGUCGUAUAUCAAACAAUCAACCCUAUGCAUGACCGAUCCUUCGAAUGAUCGAGUGAUACCUCCACAUUGUCCGUCCACUCACCCCUUCUACCCAACAAUCGAGAAAUCGAGAAAUCGAGUAACCGAGUGACAACCAUGACCUGGACCCACGACUUCACCUCGUCCCCCGAGGCCUCCCUCGCCGGCUCCCUCCGCAAAGACUUCUACUGGGGCUACGCGACGGCGGCCGCACAAGUCGAAGGCGCCUGGAACGCCGACGGCAAGGGCGAAUCCAUCUGGGACCGCUUCUGCCACACUCCCGGCAAAGUGCACGACGGCAGCACGAACGAGGACGCCGCGCGCUCGUACGACCUCUACAAGGAGGACGUGCAGCUCAUGAAGAGCUACGGUGUCACUGCGUAUCGAUUCUCGCUCGCGUGGUCGCGAAUAAUUCCUCUAGGCGGCGCGGACGAUCCAGUGAAUGAGAAGGGGGUACAGUAUUAUAACAACUUGAUUGAUGAGUUGUUGGCGAAUGGGAUCACGCCGUUUGUGACGCUGUUUCAUUGGGAUAUACCGCAGAUGCUGGAGGAGAGGUAUGGCGGGAUGUUAAAUCAGGAGAGGUAUACGCCGGACUUCUUGAGAUACGCGAGGGUGUGCUUUGAGAGGUUUGGCGAUCGAGUUAAGCAUUGGAUUACGUAUAACGAACCCGGCGUUUACACGUUAGCUGGCUACGCAGCGGGCGUCCACGCACCUGCCCGCUCAUCCUUCCGCGAGAGGAAUGAAGAGGGUGACAGCUCGACGGAGCCCUUCAUCGUCGGGCACACGGAGAUCGUGACGCAUGCGCGGGCCGCGAAGAUGUAUCGCGAGGAGUUCAAGCCGAGUCAAAAGGGGGAGAUUGGAAUUACGCUGCACGGGAACUACUCUGAGCCCUGGGAUGCAGAGGAUCCGGUGCAUGUUGCGGCGGCGGAGAGGGCGCGCGAGUUCGAGAUCGCGUGGUAUGCGGAUCCGAUUUAUGGGAGUGGGGAUUAUCCGCAGAGUAUGAGGGAUCAGUUGGGCGACCGAUUACCAACUUUCACUGAGGAAGAGAAGGAAUUGGUGAAGGGGAGUUCGGAUUUUUAUGGGAUGAAUAGUUACACGACUUUCUUCAUCAAAAACUUGGAUGGUCCUACGGACAUUAACGAUCACCUUGGGAAUGUGGAGAAGCUCGACACGAAUAGUAAAGGCGAAUCCAGGGGCCCCGAGUCGGAUACUUACUGGUUAAGGACGGCGCCAUGGGGCUACGGGAAGCUGCUGAGGUGGGUGUGGAAUCGGUACCAGACGCCCAUCUACCUGACGGAGAACGGGACCACGGCAAAGGGGGAGACGGAACCGUCUGAAGAGAUCCUCAACGACACGUUCCGCAUUGAUUUCUACAGGGGAUAUCUCAGUGAGGUGGCAAAGGCUGUACAGGACGGCGUGGACAUACGGUCGUAUUUCGGGUGGACGUUCACAGAUAACUGGGAAUGGGCGGCUGGAUACUCCGAUCGGUUCGGCGUGACAUACGUCGAUUUCGACACCCCAGAGAAGAAGCGGUAUCCCAAGCGGUCCGCGUACUUCAACAGGGACUUUUUCAAUCACCUCAUCGCGAAAGCGUGAGUCAAAGUCGUCUAGGAUAAUGAUGAGAACAUGAAUACUGGGUGGGAUUAGAAUGGUUGCAGAUGCCGGAAUUCGAUGGAUCAAUCCAACUUUAUAGAAGGGCAUAAGGUCUAUACUAGAACAGGGGGACUUAUAAUUUAGGACGAAAAAGGAGAAAAUAUCCUUUCAUCUUCGAGGUAUUCUAGAAAUGCUCCACACUCUUUCAUCAAGCAGGGGGACGAUUUCGACAGCUUAGAUCACUUGUUCUUCCAGGAAACAGAAAAACGGUGCUUCAAAAGAAGUGAAAGCUCAAGUUUGAUCAGCAAGCUCAAUUCAAAGUUGACUAUGGAAGGCAAUUCCAGUUGAUAGGAGAAAGAUAGUUAAUAUUGGUAUGUAAAGCAAGCGCGAUAUGCUAGAGUAUAUCGAU
This is a messenger RNA of Aaosphaeria arxii CBS 175.79, 2079 nucleotides long. Its product is annotated as glycoside hydrolase family 1 protein. The record is from RefSeq and is a predicted model, not a curated record. Bases 195 to 1673 code for a protein of 492 amino acids. NCBI's taxonomy places the organism in Eukaryota, Fungi, Ascomycota, Dothideomycetes, Pleosporales. Gene Ontology annotation, molecular function: beta-glucosidase activity. The transcript has 3 exons. Gene Ontology annotation, biological process: carbohydrate metabolic process.